AUGGCUCGAUUUCUGCAGAGGGAAGGCGCGCUUAAAUUCUUUUUCAACGCGCUUAAAUUCUUUUUCGCACUAGUCCCGUGCCUAGGCGAGCCGACGCCGCUGCAGCGCGCCGCGGGCGGUGAGGGCGAGGCGGCGGCGCUGAUCCGGCGGGCGGCGGCGCCGUGGUCGCCGGCAAGCCACUCGCUCUUCCCCGCGCCGGCGCGCGAGUGCGCGGUAAUGGUCAUGCGCAUCGGCUACCAGAUCGCGUUCUCUCCGCCCGACGACGCCGAGGCGCGCCCGGACCGGAGCGCGCUGUCCGACGUGUGGCGCGAGCACGUGCUGCCGCACGCGGUGGCGCGCUGA
This is a messenger RNA of Emiliania huxleyi CCMP1516, 342 nucleotides long. RefSeq lists its product as hypothetical. The coding region runs from base 1 to 342 and encodes 113 amino acids. The record is from RefSeq and is a predicted model, not a curated record. The transcript has 2 exons. NCBI's taxonomy places the organism in Eukaryota, Haptophyta, Isochrysidales, Noelaerhabdaceae.